UAAAGCAAUGAGAAGCUGAUGUUAGAAGUUGAUGAAGCGAUGCGCUAUGAUGAGUACACACUGCAAGCUGUCCAUCACGAUGCUUGCUCUCACAAAUUAUCUUGCCAGUGGUUAUGAACGAAUUAUUGACAAUACUCUCUAUCUUGUCGCCCCGGGAAGCUUUCGCACGAUAUCAGACAAAAUGGCGGACAGCACGUGCUGAAAACACUUCCGGUGCUAAAACCACUCCAAUGUAACAGUCGCUGUAAUGUUUACAGAAAAUGUGAAGCACCUCGCCUCGAACUUCGCCAUCUGCUCUAUCUCUUUCUCUCUCACCCCACACACACACGCGCGCGCACGCAACAAAUCAGAAAUCGUUUGUCGCUAAAGCUGUUAAACAGAUCCUGGCAGCCAGCCUUUGAAAAUUAUCAUUCCUGUUGAAUGUUUUUAUCAGGCAACACGCUACCUUAGAGAUCAGCAGUUUUGCUAAAAGCCAGCACUCGGCAGCCCUCAACAAUCAUUACACGCGACGAAUACCGCUACCAAGAUAUUUAAAGGUGAAAUUUGGACAGCAAAAAUCACUUUGCUGUUUGGCCAGGCCAUCUGUAGUGAGGGAGGACCGUACACUUGCUACAACCGUUUGCUUAUAUUUCACAUUGCAAUGCCUUGCAACAUCACUGUUUUGCUUUUAACUGUCGUCCUAGCUUGCCGCUCGAUCUCUGGAGCCUGGUUGGCAAACCACAGCACACGACAUGUUGAGGCAGCCCUGAGACAGCACUUGUUUGGCGAUAGUUACAACCCUUACAUUCUCCCAAGGGACCACACGGCAGAUCCCGUCAACAUCUCAAUGCAGUUCACCCUCAACUUUGUUCUGGAAGUGGACACGAUCCGUCAAGUAUUUCAUUUCAAUGGAUGGUUUGAUGCCAACUGGACGGACCCCGCCUUGGCAUGGGAUACAGACACAUUCCCCAUCACAAAAAUAUUUGUACCCCCAGAUGCCAUUUGGAAACCAGACUUAUUUGUUGAAAACUCUAUCAAAUCCCACACACUGAUCGAAGAACAGAAGAUAAAUCUUAUUCUACAUUCAGAUGGAAGUGUUCAGUGGUUCCCGGGUGGAAAUUUUGCGACUAACUGUCCGCUGGACAUACGACAGUUUCCUUUCGACGAGCAGGUUUGUCCUGUUCAGAUGCAGACGUGGGUCUACGCAGCAAAGGAUGUGAUGUUUCUUUCAACUGGUACAAACAUCAUGAAUCGAGAUUCUUCGGAGUGGACUGUGCUUGAAGUGACUCACGAAAAAUACACCUCGUUCAGCUAUGUUAGCAUGAAAUUUUCUGUGCGACUGAAGCGUCGGUGGGUGUACUACUGGUUUCGCCUGCUGAUGCCCGUGCUCCUGGUGUCGGCCUUGAACUGUGGUGUGCAAGUCCUGCCCUGGCAGAGCGGCGAGAAGAUGGGCGCCAGCCUCGCCAUCUUCCUGACCCUCACCGUGCUGAUGACCGAGGUGCAGGCCAGUCUGCCCAACAACGCACAAACCAUCUGCUUCCUCAGCGUCUUCGUCGCCGCUCAUAUGGUUUUCGGCGUGCUCUCCGUCUUCUUCGCUAUCGUCUCUGUCCUCCGUCAUUGCAACCGCAACCACAGCGAUGGAACGACUGAUGUCACUGGGGGGAUAGGGGGGUUGGACAAUGACCAAUCCCCUGCUGUGAGUAUGACGAGCAAAGGUCAGGUCACUUCUGCCGCUGUUAGCGCCAAGAUGGCUGAUGGGUUCAAGACCAGCAGAUGCUCCUCGUUCCUGAAUGAUAAACUGAGUAUCGCAUUCCUCAUCACUGCCAACAUCAUUUGCUGUUUUGUGCUUGGCUUUCUUAUCAUCUGGUAAAUAUGAGCUACGGUCAAGUGUCGCCAAGUUCUAAGUUCAUUGCGUUUUAUUCGUAUUUUCCAUCCUGCGUGAACACCUCACCUAUAGCCCUUUGACCUACUGCGUGACCCUAAUGUAGACAUUACAAGGUUAUGCACCGUCCUGAACGCAAGUUUAAAAUUUAUGAUGAGUUGUUCUUAUUUUAAAAAUUUGGCAAGAGCAACAAACAAGUUCAAUUAACUUUUCAUUAAAUACAUAAAUUGAUAAACUUGACCAAACAAUGAAGAUACAGCUCAAAGUAACAUAAGACAAAUGCAAAUUGUUCUAUAGCACAAAAGUCUACUCAAAUACUGAAAAUAUAAUGCAGCACAAUAUCUAUAUCUUCCAUAUUGCUAGGAGAGAGGUUUACACAGCAAGAUCAUAUUUAUGAAAUUAGUGUAUGAUCACUAAAGACAUCCUAAAGUCCAUUUGUGGAAACCGAUUCUUAUUACUAAGCCUGUUUGUCCCCUCCCUCCGUGGAGCAUAGGGCCGCAAGCACACCACGCCAGUGGAUACAUUUGUAAAUAUGAUUUAUAUGACAAUCGUUGAAACUCCUACAAUCGCUAAACAUACAUAUUCGACGAUGUGAGCUGUCGUGUUAGGUUUUGAACACCUUUAAAUAUUGAUUUAUAAUUAUUGAUGUAUAAUUAUUGAUGUAUAAUUAUUCCAAUGUAUAAUUAUGGGCAAGUGUGUGUUGGAGUGAGAGAGAGGGAGGAAAGUUCUUUAUAAAAGUAAUUUUUGUGAAACGCUAUAUUUAAGUGUAACUUACAUUUGAACUUAGCACAAUGUACCCAGGAUUUUUGGUAAAGGCCUACACGACACACUCGGGCAGAAAGAAGCCUGAGGCUUAUCUCGACACAUCAAGUAAAACAGCUUCUGAUACAUCUAAGCGUGUGUGUGUGGAUGUUACACAGUUAUAAAAUAGUACUGGAUAUAAAUUGUAUCAACUAAUCAAAAAGUAAAUAAACAAGAUGAAUUAAACGCUUUAUUUGGCUUCUAGUGUCCAUGGUUUAAAAAGUUCCAAGAGAAUGCAUGUGA
This is a messenger RNA of Pomacea canaliculata, 2905 nucleotides long. RefSeq names its product neuronal acetylcholine receptor subunit alpha-7-like. The transcript has a single exon. Bases 641 to 1849 code for a protein of 402 amino acids. Gene Ontology annotation, biological process: monoatomic ion transmembrane transport. NCBI's taxonomy places the organism in Eukaryota, Metazoa, Mollusca, Gastropoda, Architaenioglossa, Ampullariidae. Gene Ontology annotation, cellular component: membrane. Gene Ontology annotation, molecular function: extracellular ligand-gated monoatomic ion channel activity; transmembrane signaling receptor activity. The record is from RefSeq and is a predicted model, not a curated record.